Molecule: messenger RNA, 877 nt
Organism: Trichoplusia ni (cabbage looper)
Lineage: Eukaryota; Metazoa; Arthropoda; Insecta; Lepidoptera; Noctuidae
Gene: mRpL24
Product: probable 39S ribosomal protein L24, mitochondrial
Exons: 6
Coding region: 58-819 (253 amino acids)
Biological process (GO): translation
Cellular component (GO): mitochondrion; ribosome
Molecular function (GO): structural constituent of ribosome; RNA binding
Source: RefSeq, a predicted model, not a curated record
CUAGUCAAAAAUAGAAGUGUCAAAUUUAUAAUCAGGUUACGAAACAAAACAAAUAAAAUGCGGAUAUUUGGUUCUCUAGCAAAGAAAGUCGGAGACUUAACCAUUAAAUAUUCGAAUUUUCCCGAGUCCUAUGUUAAGCGAAGCUAUGAGCAGGUUUAUUGGAAGAAUCCCUCAAACUAUCCACAAUACCCAAAGGCGCAGAUAGCGCGUAAGAAGUACCGAUUUACGACGAAUAGACCAUGGACGAGUCAGUUUCGUAUGCAAAACGAUCGAAACUUGCACAGAAAGAAAGUCUUCGUUGAACCCAUCGGGGAAUGGAGUUUCUUUAAAGGUGAUCGCGUUGAGGUGAUGGUGGGUAGAGACAAAGGCAAGCAGGGAAUAGUCAGCCAGGUGAUCCAGGAACGCAAUUGGGUCAUAGUUGAGGGUCUCAACACACAUUUGAGAGUUGUGGGCAAAGACAAAACCUUCCCCGGUAUCACAAUUCAGUCAGAGGCUCCUCUCUUAGUGACAACGGGAGUGAAGCUUGUAGACCCGGAGACCUUGAAACCCACAGAAAUUGAGUGGAGAUACACUGAAGAGGGUGAUAAGGUGCGCGUCUCCCUGGACAGUAGUAGAAUAAUCCCUAUACCAAAGUCAGCGGAGGAGACUAUGGACUUCAAGAGCAAAGAGCUGUACAUUGAGAAUGUUGACAAGGAUACUGUCAGUGAAGAUGCUACCAAGAUAACAUUCGCGCCAAAACUCCGCACUUUUGAAAUGGAUAUUAUGGAAGAAAUGGGAAUCGAAGAAGACCGAGUUCCCGCCAAAUCAUACUGGUAUUAAUGUAAAAUGUAAUGUAGUUAUAUUAUAGAUUAUUGUGGAAUAAAGAGUUUUAUUGAAA